Messenger RNA from Eutrema salsugineum, 8816 nucleotides. RefSeq lists its product as uncharacterized. Lineage: Eukaryota; Viridiplantae; Streptophyta; Magnoliopsida; Brassicales; Brassicaceae. The record is from RefSeq and is a predicted model, not a curated record. The coding region runs from base 6153 to 6965 and encodes 270 amino acids. The transcript has 3 exons.
UAGAGUGGUUUACACUAUAUUGGCAUAGUACUACUGGGGGAUUUUUUAAUAUAAAAUUAUAUAACAAAAAGAAAAGGCAUAAAGAAAGAAAGAGGUCUAUUCUUAUCUCAGUCCCUCGCUACUAAGCAGGUUCACAUAUCAUUCAUUUUGUAUUGUAUCCCAACAGAGUGGUCCUCUAAAGUUUGUAUACGCAAGUUGCUCAAUUAUAUAUUUCCCGGUCCAUAAUUCUCUUAUGUUGAAUUCGUGAGUAAAUUUCAGAGAAAGGAAAAGAUGAAGAUCCUGGUCAUAUUUUUCCACAGCUUUCUUGAACUUUCUUUUUCAUUUCCAUUUUGUUAUUGAACCAAAACAACUGAAAAUAUAUAACAUCUAACAUUCUGGAAAAAAAAAAGAAGCUCAAGAAAGCUGUGGGAAAACAUGACAAAUCAGGGUUCUCUCCAAUGAUUCAAGUGUCAGAUUCUUUCAAGAUAGAAUUUUUAUAAUAGUUUGAAGGUAUGUUCAUAAUUACUCUUCAUUCCUAAAUUUUAGAUAUUAUGAACCUGAGUAUUAUUUGAAUAGAUGGUAAUAAUGUUUUAUGCCUUUAAUUGGGAUUCGAAAAUUAGAUAAAUGAUUAUAUGUUAUUUGUAUCAAAUCAUGGCCACAUAUGCUAUUUGAAUAUGUCAAUUUUGUUCAGUAAAUUAUCAAAAUUCGUGACAACUCCCCACUACUCAUUUUUGAGUCUGUAAAUGAAAAUAAGGAGCGAAGCUUCUCUGAGUUGCUUUUAUCGAGAAAAAAAAAAUCCUCUGAGUUGCCUGUUCUGUAGAAUGAUCUUUUUACAUUUCUGUUGAUUUAAGUUUUUUUGGACGUCAUUCUAACCACUCCACCUCAGGCGCAAUUUACUCAUAUGUAUGAUGAAAACUUUUUGAGGGUUAUUUUGUAUGCAUACUAUUGAUAAAAGUUUUACAUGUAUGUCUUUUGAGUUUUCAUAUUAGUCGUGUUUAUAUACAUGUGAUGUAUAAUUAUAAAUACUUUCAUGCAUUAUAUCUGCAUGCAUUAUAUAUAUAUAUAUGCACUAAUACAUGUGUGUUUAUGUGAACAGAAGGUAUUGUCUCAGCAAUUAGUGCUUGGACUCUUUUUCUAUUUUAAUCACAUUAACAUCAUUUUUUCUUUUCGUCGUAACCAUUUUGUUUUCCUAAUGAGUUUCAUAGGGUUUUUUAUAUGCAACACUUGAUUUCAUUAACUUUAAAGUUUCUGAUGAAAAACGUUUGCAAUGAGUUUAUAAACUACUGUUAUUCAUGUAAAUUCCCGAAUUUGUUAUAUCUUCUUGUUGUGUACAAUGUUGUCUAAAUUAUCAUUUGUCAAAUGUUCGUUCCAUGCAUUAAUCUGAUUAUUAUCAAUUAUUCAUUUGGGAAAACUGAAAGAUCAUAUAUCUCAUUGCCACUUCGAGUUCCAAAAGUAAUUACAUACUCCAGUUUUUCUUCUAUUUUUGUAAAAAUAUACUCCAAACACAGUAAUCUAAUUAUAAAUGUUUAUUUUUACUGACACAAAUAUAAAUAAAAUGAAAACUAUAUUAGAUAUUUUAAAUCUGUGAGACAGUUUCUAAGCCCCUAAGAUAUCCACACAAAAAUCCAGCAUUGUUAAUGCCACUUAUUAUUGCAGAAUUAGUCCUUGCUUGAAACAUACUAUGAUAAAUUAUAAAAUGGUAAAUAAAAAGGUGAAAAUAAGUGUAAGAUACAUUAAUUAACCUUCAAACCAAAUGAGAAAAAAUAAAUUCGGAAACAAUUUGCUAAGCUGAACAAGAGGCAUGAAUAUCAGUAUAAUUUUUAACAGUUACAUCGUACUUGAUUCUGAGAUAGUUUCUUACACAUGUGUAAAAAGGAAUACUGAUAAUAACUGGUGAAUGAGAUAUGAAUUUUUGUAUAGUGAUAAUCAAUUAUUCAGAAUAGUAAAGGCUUUUGUCCUUUUAUUUAUUAAUGAUAAAAACCAGAUCUGAGGUUGAUUGCGUUGUUGUGGGACUUGUUUGUUUUCCACUGAUUCCAAAACCUUUUGACGUGGAAAUAAUGUGAUUGGCUAAUAAAAUGGGAUAUGUGUGAGAGAGAAGAUGGCCAACGCUUUGAAAGUGAAGCUUUUGUCAAUUUAUAAUCAGAAAGGGAACCUAUGGAUUCCGAUUUCCUUCUUGGAUCGACGUAACAUACACUUUGUUCAGAAAUAAAUUUGGUUUCGAGUUAUUGUUAGUAAACGGGUAUCGUUGUGGAAAUAUGGCCUUAUUCAUGACUCCCGUAUGACAAAAUGUGAAAAAUCUAUGUAUACAUUUGAAGACCGUGUUAGAACUUACGUCGACUUUUAAUAUUUCAACUUUCCAUACCCCAAUUCUCAAGUUAAGGCUGGUUUAACACCCUUUAUGCUAAUUAUGUGUAGCCUAGUUUGAGUGUUAGAGUAAGAAAAGUUAAAAAAAAAAAAUAAAAAAAUUAAGAGUUGAGGUAGGUCUAGCACGGUCUUUAAGUGCAGAUAUAUUGUUUAUACUUGGUUAUGGACUGUAGAGGCACGAAUAAACUGUUUUCAUGCAAAUCAAAUAAAAAGAUACGAAAGUCUUUUUCUUAAAUUACAAUGUUUUUGAUGGUGUAAAUGUAUUAGCCAAAACUCGUACAAUCAAAACUUGUAAAGAAAUUAAAGGAGAUCCAAAAAUUUAAAGUUUUUUUCGCAAGAACACAAGAACUUUAAAGAUGGUUUAUUGCUGUAAAAGUGUUUAGUCUUAAUGUUGUCAAAUGGUUGUCAAUUGUUACAUAAUGAAUCUCAUCUAUCGACUAUUUAUACAAGUCUUGUAAACCGCCUAACCGAGAAUCUCAGAAAGAUUCAGGAAACAUUUUCUUAUCUUCUAAUGCGGCUUAGGAUUAAGUAUCUCAAGAGUAUGGGUCUCAUUCUUCACGACUAGGCUUGUUAAUCCUCGACUACCACCUGGCUCAGCCUAUUGAGAGAGGCACCAGCUCGGCCCAUUGAGAGAUGCAUCUCCCUCUCUCGCACAACUCGGUCCAUAUCUUUUUCCGCGUGGCUCGGCCCACUUGCUCACAGCUCGUCACACUUGCUUCUUCUGUCUUCACGGCUCGGCCCAUUUGCUCUUGUCUUCAUGACUCGGCCCACUGGGACUUGUCUUGGUUUGACUUGGGUGGGAAUAUUGAUCCUACAUCCUCUCCUUCUGACACUUAGCCGUUUUUCGGGCAGCUAAACCUGUUGGGGUGAAAACCGACCCCAACAGUUGGCCCCCCAACUCAUCAGUUUUGGAGACAAAGAUGGCAAGCGGAGAAUUCCUAUGUCAAGGUUAGCUGCUUCCGGGCCGAGCUAUAAAAACUACAGGGCUACCACAUUUAUGCCGAACCGUAAAGUGGAUGAAAUUGCUUCUUUUAGUAUCAAAGUGUAUUUUAGCCGAGGUGUUUUCAAGAUAAAUAACGCCAAGGUGGGUGAAAAGAAAAGAGAGACGAGACACUCUUGUGAAUGAGUAUAGGCCGAGGCGUUUUUUGCUUUAACCCUGGCACGAGGUGUGUUGUAAGAGGUGUCAUGCCUUGCCGUUUUGCAUGAAUUCUGACAUCGUACAUGUGUGAGAAUGGUCGCUGAGGUGGUUAUACCGAGGCAUUUUUUGUUCAAGGCUUCCUAUAUAUAAAUGUGAUGUUUAAUUCCAAAGUGUGCUUAAGAGAGCUAAACGCCGAGGCGUUUGUUCAGAGUUUAAUGAUGAGGCAUGAUUGAGAAGGUCUAACACCGAGGCGUGAUUAAGGCGAUUAAUCGUCGAGUCGUUUUUCAAGAGUGUUAACGCCGAGCCAUGCGUAAGAGAAAUAACGCCAAAUCGUUUUUCCUGAAGAGAUAACGCCAAAGCGUGUACAUUAUUGAUAACACCAAAACAUUUCCACAACAGAUAACGCUGAAGCAUGUCUGAGACAUUAAACGCCGAAGUUAAUCAUUCGGUAGAAAAUUUAGACUGAUGCGUGCGAACACCGAGGCAUGUAUAGAAAGAUUAAUUCUGAGGCAUGCGUAAGAGGAUUAACACCAAGACGUGUGUAGGAAGAUUAAUGUCGAGGCGUGUGUAGGAAGGUUAACGCCGAGGCGUGUGUAGGAAGAUUAACGCCGAGGCGUGUGUAAGAAGAUUAAUGCUGAGGCGUGUGUAGGAAGAUUAACGCCAAGGUGUGUGUUAGUGUUUCUAGUGGUUUGUUUUGGGAAGAAUUCUCAGCCCCAGGCGCCUGAGUGGGACGCGAAUUGCGAAUGGCUCACCCCCAAAUAAGUAACUGUUGCGGAUCCCACCACACAUCGUAAUUAAUUUUUCUAGUGGUUUACCAAGGUUAUGCGGACCCCAUGUGACCCGAAUUCUCUAUACAAGGGGUGCUUACUCUUUGCUUCUCCUCAUAACUUCAGAUCUCCAAACUCAAAAAAUGUAGCUCUCCAUUCUCUCUUCUUUCUCUCUCUAGUUUAUACAUAGGGUUUCUAUCGCCGCCGCUCUAUCCUUGCCGCACCAUUGAUCUGUUUUGUGCCGACAAGCGUUCUGUAAAAAUCUCUGUCAAGCUGUAAAUUUUGUGUAAGUGUGUAAGAUAUGACGAGCCGAUCCUCUGAAUUGUUGGAUACUCUUUUUAAUUACGAGGUGCGAUAUCAAGGCAACGAAGCGUCCUCUUCGACGAGCCCCUGCUGGUGAGGCGAGUCCUCGUUAUGGUUCGAUUGGGGAUGACAAGGCGAGUUCUCGUGAUGUUUCAAUUUAACGCUUCAACAAGCUCUUCUCAUGGUCCCGCCCUUCCCGAGAUGAGAUUGAUCUUUCCACAGUAAAAGCCGGGAAAGAUGCCUUCCCAUUUGACCUGGUUGAGGCGAGGCGUGGGUUAGAGCGUCUUAUGGCGAGCUGUGGCGCCUCAACUUCAGGGCGACCCAGAGCUCGGAGGAAGAAAAGGCAAAAACACAAUCCCCCAGCUCGUCCUUGUCCUCCGCGGAAUCUCUGGAGGCUCUGCGAACUCGCUUUGGGAUCUCCGAGACUGUCGAAUUCGUUGUGCCGAGACCGACUGAAUGUGCUCACCUUCCGCCUCCUAACCAUUUUGUAGUAUAUGAGAGUUUCUUUGAACUCUUUUUUCUCUGGUUUCUGAUUCCCGAGGCGAUCCUUCAGUACCUCUGGAAACACGGAAUUUCCACUAGUCAGAUCAUGCCGAAGGGGCUGCGACAUAUAAUCGGUAUUUUGGUGCGGAGUCUUGAGUGCCAUAUUGACAUCGAUCUUGACCACUUGCUGAACUUCCUGGAGAUUCGCAAGGCUCCCAGAGGAAGAAGGUUUUGCAUUUCGAACAAACCGAAGCGCAAAAUCAUAUGCGGCUUUCCGAGCAAGGACAAUUUUUGGGACAAACGUUUCUUCUACGUUCUUGUCAACAAGGUGUCGGUUGGUGACGACUUCGUCAAUAUGACCAACACCGAUUGGGGACCACUUGGUAGCCGAUCCGAUGUCUUGCCUCGGUUCGGUAUUUCUAUUUCCUCUGUCCAAGUUUUUGACUUGUGUUUUUGUUUCCUUUUGUUUUUGUAGUUUGAAUCAUUCUUCCCCCAGUUUCCAAAGACUUGUUUGCCAUUCGAGACGUAUUAGUAGCUCAGAAGAAUAACUGGAAGCGCCACUUUUCUCUUGAGAGGGUCGAGAAUGCCCGAUCCAUUAUAGCCGGAGUUCCAAUUAUCUCAGGGUCGUCCAAUUCUUCCAGAGAUACUAAGGAGAAGAUGGUUAUCGUAACGCUUACGCAGAGGAAGAAGAGAGAAAAAGAGGUGGCCGCUUGGCUAGCCGAGGAGGCCGCUGAACAGACUGAGGAUGCCAUGGCUCAAGAAGAGUCGUAGUCCGUUGAACAGGCAAAUGAGGAGGCGCCUGCCACUGAUGACAUCGAGCAAGGGGAAAUUCUCCCCAAGGCGUCAAGGAGAGCGUUGAGCAAAACAUGAUCCUCCUGAGCUAACAGCUUUGACAAUACUUGGCCUUCCCCAAUCAACGAGGCCUCCUGCGUCCGAUCUCGUUAGGCACGAGGCAGCCAAACGUAAGCGAACUGCCGCUGAGAAAUGCAAAGGACCUGCUGCUGUAGAGCCGUCUAAGAAGAAACAGAAAAACUCUGUUGGUGAGCCGGUACAGAGGAAGCUCGUUGUUGACGGUGCAAUCGCCUCUGCACUGUUGUUUUCAAAGGUGAAUUACGCUAAUGUCUUGCUACCGAUUCAGGCGAUCUAAGUCUUAUGCCGCGACGGCUCAACGCGGGACAAAGUUCUAUGCAGCCAAAAACGAGAUGAUGGCCGGUUAUGAAGCCAAUGCGUAUAUAUGGAUGAGCGUCGGCUGGAAAAGGCAAGGCAAGAUGCUGCGGCAUACAAAGUCGACCUUGAGAAAAGUUGUGAGUGAUAACGCCAGAGUACAGUAUCGGAAUGACGUGCUGGAAGAGGAGAAGAGGGCUUCAAAGGUAGAUCUCGAAAAGAUGGCCGCUCGGUUUGAAGAAUCUCGGGCGAGGAAGAACUCUGACAUUGCUUCCUUGAAAAGGCAGAUUGAAGCCAAAAAAGCCAUUCUCGAGUCGCAGUUAAAGAGGGCUAAAAAAGAGGCGAGGCAUGAGGAGGCUGCCAAGUGUCAAGAGCGUCUUACUAAGGUAGAUACAAAGAUUUCCGAGCUGGAGAAGGCCAAGAAUGACGAGAAUGAACUUGGCCAAAUCAGGAGUAACCUCUUGCUAAUUAGAAAUCUCCAGAAACCCGACGCGACUCUUGACACCGAAGAGGAAAAGCUGAAAUCUUGGAAAGCCGAGCUGACUGGGGCAGACGUAGAGUUCGAGCCUAUCGUGACCGAUCUGAGGGGCCAGCUAGUUAUUAGCCCAUUUUCUCUGGAUUCUGUUGAUUCUCGUCUUGGGACCAAGCCGGUAGAGGUUGCUGUUGCCGGCAUUGAAGUUACCUAUCCCACGGGUCCUAACAUUGAUACCCCGAGAGCUGGUGAUCUUGCCGCCGAGGUCGUCUCCGAAUUGCGUCAUAAGGAAUAACCUUUUGUUCAAUUUUCUCCAUUUUCUCCAUUUUUUAUUUUUGAACUUAUUUGUGCAUGGACGGCUUUAUCCACUUUGUCUUCCUGUUGUCUUUAUCUUUGAACCUUGUGCAUGGACGGCUUUAUCUAACUCUUCGUUAGCAUGAAGAUUCUGUGAACUUUAAUAGUUUUUGUCUUAGUCAUUAUUCGCAUGCAUUUGUGUUAGAACGUUUUUCCAUGAGACGGAGUUUUACUAUGUCGAACUGUUUUUAGAUUGGUAUUGGAGACGAGGAUCAGAAAGAUCCUUACUAAACUGUAAUGCGUCUAAGGACCAGUUUUCUUGAGUUGGUAAAUAUGCAGUUAGACCGGAUUUCUUGCAAAAUUGAUCGCUUGUGACGAGGCAUUUAAGCUUUAAGAGUAGAUGUUUAGCGUGUUUAAACCGUAAUUCUUUGCUGAGGAGAAUCUGAAGUUGAAUUGUUACCUUUGAAUUAUGAUUAAGGCCGGUCUUUCCGAGCUGGUAAAUAUGUUUAGCCGGGUUUUAAGAAUUCACUUCGGUCUUUAGAGAAUGUGAUGUAGUCUUAACUUAUGUUCUCGUAUAUGAUAAUGAAUUAAUCCGACCGAUGCGUUUAGUAAAGGAUUUGUAUAGCGCGCUUCAUUGUGGUCCAUAGGGGAUGUCUCUUGCACCCUCGUCCUAGGAAAGGUGGUAAAAAUCCAUUUAGAGAAUUUUGUUUGUGUUGUCUCGCUGUGGCCAGCAACGAGACAAGGUGUAAACUUUGUAAGGGUUGUCUCAUCGAAGAGUAAGAUAAGUAUCUUUUUGCCGGAGCAAAGCUUUUGUUAAGAGUUAGGAAGAUUUCGCCGAAGCGAAGUAGAAGAGUAUUCAUCUUGAAGCAAAAAUAAUGGAUAAGAGAAACUCUGUUGGUGAGCCGGUACAGAGGAAGCUCGUGGUUAACGAUGGGAUCGCCUUGGCACUGUUGUUUUCAAAGGUGAACAACACCAAUGUCUCGAUACUGACUCAGGCGAUCUAAGUUCUAUGUCGCGAUGGCUCAACGUGGGACAAAGUUCUAUGCAGCCAUAAACAAGCUGAUGGACGGUUAUGAAGCCAACGCGUAUAAGGAAGAGCAUCGCCUUGAAAAGGCGAGGCAAGAUGCCGCGGCGUACAAAGCCAACCUUGAGAAAAGCUUUGAGCGAUAGUGCCAGAGUACUGUCUCGGAUUGACGUGAUGGAAGAGGAGAAGAGGGCUUCAAAGGCAGAUCUCGAAAAGAUGGUCUCUCGGUUUGAGGAAUCUUGGGCAGGUAAGAACUCUGACAUUGCUUCCCUGAAAAGCAGAUUGCAGCCAAAGAUGCCCUUCUCGAGUCGCGGGUAAAGAAGGCUAAAAAGGGGGCGAGGCGUGAGGAGGCUGCCAAGUUUCAGGAGAAAGCCAAGAAUGACGAGAAUGACCUUUCCCAAAUCAUCAGUAACCUUGUGCUGAUCAGCGAUCUCCAGAAACCCGACGCGACUCUCGACGCCGAAGAGGAAAAGAUGAAAGCUGGGGAAGCCGAGCUGACUAGGGCACUCGUAGAGUUUGAGCGCAUCACAACCAAUCUGAGGGGCCAGCUAAUUGUUAGUCCAUUUUCUCUGGAUUCUGUUGAUUCUCGUCUUGGGACCAAGCGGGUAGAGGUUGCUGUCGCCGGUAUUAAAGUUCUCGAUCCCGUGGGGGCUAACAUUGAUACGCUGAGAGCUCGUGAUCUUGCCGCCGUGGUCGUCUCCGAAUCGCAUCAUAAGGAAUAUCUUCAUGUUGCCUAACCCUUUUCUCCUUUUUUAUUUUCGAACUUAUUUGUGCCUGGACGGCUUUAUCCACUUUGUCUUCCUGUUGUCUUUAUUUUUGAACCUUGUG